Messenger RNA from Protopolystoma xenopodis, 447 nucleotides. The record is from the annotation of a GenBank genome assembly. Lineage: Eukaryota; Metazoa; Platyhelminthes; Monogenea; Polystomatidea; Polystomatidae.
CUACAUCAUACGUCAAAAUUUGGGACCGUGAUGCAAAUAGAUCACAAAAAGAUUUCAUAUAUCACAAACUUUGAAGUACAUACAUUAAUUCAGAAGAAAUUGGAAUCAAGAAAGAAGAUUAGGGGUCAGCAAACUUUGCUCUAUACAACACAAAAAUAUAUGAAAGAGAAAUCUCCUGCUCAUCUGCAAGAUGCCGACCAAAUUUCUCGUUUUUCCCUACAAAUGAAGCCGUAUAAUAUGUCCAAACACGAGUUACUUAUGUUACUAAACAAUUGUCCUUCGACUCAAGUCGAACUUUCCGUGAUGAUAUCAGAACUAGACACUCGGUACACUGCCUCGCAAAUCGAACAGAUUCUGUCUAUAACCCGAGAAAUCAUGCCUGCUAGCGUUGAUUUCACUUCAAAGCUUAAUUCUUCUGGAGUUAAUGAAGACAAUUCAGCGGAAUAG